This is a messenger RNA of Racocetra persica, 283 nucleotides long. NCBI's taxonomy places the organism in Eukaryota, Fungi, Glomeromycota, Glomeromycetes, Diversisporales, Gigasporaceae. The record is from the annotation of a GenBank genome assembly.
ACAAAAAAAAGCUUCGAAUAUAGUUCAGUCCCGUGAAUGUGAGGAUGAAGAUUCUGACGCUUCUUCUAAUUAUAGCGAGAAUGAAGAGGAUUCGGAUGAUGAUGGGUAUAAUGAAUACAGUGGACAUGGUGAAGGUUAUUAUUAUAGUAACGGAGGAAAGCUCACCAAUGAUGAGUCCUAUUAUCUCUCUAGUAACCGCCUAGGAGAAUUAUCGGGCGAAUCACAUACUUGCAUAGACUGGGUUAUUGGUUUAUUUUUUUUCGAAUCACGUGAGGAUGGCUAG